This is a messenger RNA of Phyllopteryx taeniolatus (common seadragon), 7553 nucleotides long. Its product is annotated as NMDA receptor synaptonuclear signaling and neuronal migration factor-like. The coding region runs from base 1 to 1794 and encodes 597 amino acids. Gene Ontology annotation, biological process: positive regulation of neuron migration; regulation of neuronal synaptic plasticity. The record is from RefSeq and is a predicted model, not a curated record. Lineage: Eukaryota; Metazoa; Chordata; Actinopteri; Syngnathiformes; Syngnathidae. The transcript is spliced from 14 exons. Gene Ontology annotation, cellular component: nucleus; cytoplasm.
AUGGUCCGCGCUGUCUCCCCGGGUCGUGUCCACUUCAGCAUGGGAACUGCGGCGUCCAGAAGGAAGAAUCUGAGGAGUGAUGCGAUAUCUUCCGUGGCCGCAAAAGUUCGGGCAGCCAGAGCAUUUGGAGAAUACUUGUCCAAUACAAAUUCAGAGAACCGCAACAGAGCAGGUCAUCUUUUGUCUGACACCUUCCCUGGCCAAGGUUUUGACUCUCCAGACAUCAGUAACUUGCACAACAACAAUCUUCCACCACAGAGCCACUCUUUGCCUAUAGCUAAGUCAAGCAAGGCUGGAGAGUCCAAUCAUAGUGCUCAGAUACGAGCCCAACCUCAGGCUAACCCACUCAAAGCUCAGGCACCUUCUAAACGUAGACUCUCUGCUGAGCGGAGCCUCUCCACAGAGAACCCACCAAGUGCCAGAGACCCAGAGGGGAGUGUGUCAGAAAAGCCAGAUAGGGUAUACACAAUCACAAAAGAGGUAAGAAUGACUCUGGGCCGCAGCAGUGAGGAAAGCCUGGAGCUGGAGGUCCUGAAGGGCGGCAGCGAUGACCCACUUUCCCAAGGGCAAUACCACAACUCUUCCUGCACCGACCAACGAGCAUCUGCUUACCGUAGUAGCCAUCACCGCCCUAACCAUUACCAUGCCCACCAGAAUCGGGGAGGCCCUUUGUCAUCAUCGCAGUCACUGCAGAGCUCUGAUAGUGCCAGUAGUAUCCGAGACUGGGGCAUGAAGAAAGGGGGUUCAAGAGAUGACAACACUCCAGACUGUGGGGCAAGCAUUCGUGCUCCGUGUCAAAGCCAGCACUUCCUGGACCUGGAUACCUCACCACGGGAUGGGGGGAAGCAGUUUAAGAAACUGGAGAGGAUGUACAGUGAGGAUAGAACAUCUACUGAUGACAGGGAAGACAAUUCUGAUAGCUGGUUCCCCAAAGAGAAUAUGUUCAGCUUUCAGACAGCAACUACGACUAUGCGGGCAAACUUCCGCAAACACCUUAGGAUGGUGGGCAGCCGAAGGAUGAAGGUCCAGACCUUUUCUGAACGCAGAGCCAAGAGUUUCAGCCGGUCGUGGAGUGACCCCACCCCUGUUAAGCCUGACUCACUGCAUGACUCCAGAGACAGUGGUGAUGUCCAGACCUCGUCAGGUACCCUCAAUGAAGGGUUGGAUGAGGAUGCGGAGUGGGGGGAUGAAAGAGAGAUGGAGAGAGUAGCCUGUGAAGGAGAUGACUUCAUCCCACCUAAAAUCAUUCUUAUAUCCUCCAAGGUUCCAAAGGCUGAAUAUGUUCCUAACAUCAUUCGUAGGGAUGACCCCUCCAUCAUUCCUAUUCUUUAUGACCACGAACAUGCUACAUUUGACGACAUCCUUGAGGAGAUCAAGAAGAAGCUGACUGCCUACAGAAAAGGCUGCAAAAUUUGGAACAUGGUUAUCUUCUGCCAAGGAGGACCAGGUCAUCUGUAUCUAUUGAAGAAUAAAGUGGCCACCUUUGCCAAAGUGGAAAAAGAGGAAGAUAUGGUCCAGUUCUGGCAGCGCCUGGGCAAGCUGAUGAGUAAGCUAAACCCUGAGCCCAACCUCAUCCACAUCAUGGGCUGCUAUGUGCUGGGGAGUGCAAAUGGAGAAAAGCUGAUUCAGACUUUGAAGAGGCUGAUGAGACCCACUUCUGUGGAAUUCAAGUCCCCACUAGAGUUAUCUGCACAGGGUAAAGAGAUGAUUGAGAUGUACUUUAACUUCCGCUUGUUCCGUCUGUGGAAAAGCCGCCAGCACUCGAAAAUGCUGGACUACGACGACCUGCUGUGAUGACAAAGCCCCAUUGUCUGGCUUGUUGGCUAGUUAUCUCACACAUGUGCUUCUGGCAGAGGCUGUGGAAAGGCCCCUAGAGCAGCUCGCAGGUAGAGCCCGGGCAGCGAGCAGCACCAGCUCAGCUGGGACUUAUUGCUCUCUCCUAAAGUGACGGAGUGGCCGAGUAGAUUCAGCUAUAGUGGUGUACCGUCUCUCCUCUAUCCACUUUCCCUUCUUGCUAAUCUCUCAGGGCAACUCGAACGAGAGAGACAAGAAAAGGGGAGAGAAGGAAAGAACUCUGCAUCCUUAGCCUAAAUGUGUCAGAACAUGCUAAAACCAGUUUGAUUUCUGAGUGUGCAGAGAAUGAUAGAUUAAACAGUUGGCAGAAGUAAACACAGCUCCUUCUUCCUGACGGUGAUUGUAUUUUUUCCACCUUUGGAUAUCAUUUCCCUUUUUAAGGUGGAGGGUUGUUUUUCCCCCCGCAUUUGUCAAAUGUAGAUGUUAGAGUUUAAAUCUAAAUAAGUGCUUAUUGGAGCAUUGGAGAAUAGAAUUCCAGCAUCUCUCUCUCUGAUGGUAUUUAAAAAAAGAUCUCAUAUUAAGUCUUAUUAAUAAAUUAGAGGUCCAUUUAACAGUUUCUUUAUUACUUGAAAAUCUAUGUAUAAGUAUUUAGUACAGACUGUUUUAUUAUCUCAGGAUGAAGCCACUGUUUGCUCCUGAGAAUUAAAUUCACUGUUCUUGUUGCAACAUCCAUUAGUGAGAUAAGGCUUUCAACGCCAGCAGGAUGUUACAACUGUCACGGUUGGUAAUCCAUGUGUUCUGUACAUUUUUAAACAGACAGUUGUAGCCCUGUAUCUUGCGUAGCGUUAACCACAUUAUAUUUUCACCUGCUGCGACAGCACAAAUUGUUCUUUCUGGAGCUGUUGGCUAUGGGGGUCAUUAUUGUGUGUGUUUAACUAGUGUGUGUUGAUAUUGCAUGCAUACAGUAUGUCAACACAGUUCGUAAGCCAUUCUGUAUUAGGAGAACGUCAAUCUAAUACUUAUAACUACUCUAUAUAGUUAGAUAGCGUAUGUGCUUUUCAAUAUUUUUCUUUUUAUUUAUUUUUAUAUUUGAGAGUAGCCUCAAAGUGAAGAGUAUCUUCCUUGCUAUUAUUUACAACACUUUUGUAUUACUAGUAAUUUUAACAAAUCUGCACUAAAAUUAAAUUACCUCUGUGUUUUGUAUUCCGAUUAUUAAAGGGAUACACCAGCUUGUGCUAUUACAUAAGAGACUAGGUUAAUUUUUAAAAGUUCGAUUGCAAAUAAAACUAUUGUCUUGGAUGCAUCGUUCAUAUUACACAAUUUACAUAGCAGAUAGGUGAUGGCCGAUUAAGCCAACAUUAGACACGUUCCAUGACAUGUUACAUAUAUAUAUACCGGUAGACCAUAUGUGACUAAUGUGGUCUAACUUGUUUUUAAUAGCGUAUACUGUACAUAGUCAAGUGAAUCUGAUCCGGCAAUGCCUUGUGUACAGCUGAAAUAGUCGGUGUUUAAUGACCAAGUACUAAUUCAGAAUAAUAUUUGUUAGAUCCAACAUAAUAGAUUUAUUCAUUUAAUAUGUACAAUAAUAAAAAAAAAUGCUAUGAUGUGUAGCAUAACUGCCAGUGUUAUCAGGAAAUUGGUGCUGUGUCAACUAGAAUGAAUUUGACAGUACAUUCCUGAAUCUGUCCUUGCCGAGAUGGUCUAAAAACACACAAUUACCUCGUCCUCAUUCAUCUUCUUUAUUAUGAUUUGAUUGCAUUUUGUGUGUGGUGCGCACGUGAAUAUCUAUGUGUGGCACCUUUUAUGAUUGUCCUCUCUUGGAUUCCUCUGAGUCAUGUCAGAUGACGAAGAAGAAAUCCAAACAUCCGGAUUGAUUCACUUUAAAGUGUAUAUGAGAACAGCUGAACAAAAUCGUCAUUUUCUAUUAUUUUCUUCACAGAUAUUGACACUGUCUGCAUGAGCGUAUUUUUUUGAAAAGUAAAUUGUGUAUUGCAGGUGUUGCAUUUGUCAAUAUAUCAUGUCCAUGAUUAUACUUGAAAAAUGAUUAUAUUUGAAAAAUAUCCAUUCUGACUAUUUUAAUUUCAUGAACUGAUAUUUAAUGUGUCAACAAAAAUCUGUUCCCAUCAACAUUUUAACAGAUUUCUGGACAAAACAUAUUCCUGCUACAUUUUUUCUUCGUGUUUUUCUGUCUUAUCAGACUAAAAAAAACUAGCACUGCUCUAUGAUUCACUUCAAGUUCUAUGAUUCACUUCAAGAAAAUUCUAAGGUUAUAUAAAUACCGAUGACACAAUGGCUAAAAAAUAUGAUCUGUUUUCUUACAUAUAAACUUGGUUCGCACUGCCGUUUCACUAUUUCUUGUUUACAACCCUUGUAUUAGAUCAAUUGAGCAUCAGUCCACAACAACUGAUAACAAAUAACAACACUGCCAGAUUGACAAGCGGUGACCCCUCCACAGACUCCCUUUGUCAGAUAUGAAUGUCAAUAUUAAAGACAAGCUGCCUCUAACGUCAACAAAUAGAAUGUGUCGAAGGAAGUUGUUGCAGUAGAGACACCACUCCCACUGCAGUCAAAACUGUAGCUCUUAUGGUUUUGAGUGAGCUUUGAUAAAUCCAGUCAUUUUUUUACCAUUUUUAUCUGUAUUAUGUAAUGUCACGUGGUAAAUAGAUUUUCAGUGUCAAAUCCUAAAACCUAUAAUGUUUAUACAUGGAAUGUUACUAUGCUCUACUAGUUUGUAGCUUAGGUUUUACAUUUCGGGAAGCUGUUUUUUUGGCCAUAGUGUGAUGUAAACACACACUCUUGUCUGCUUAUACAGUAAUAGAAAUUAACUCAGCUUCACGGUAAUGUGUGACAUUAACAAUUGUUCAUAGCCAUCAUAUCCCUUCUUGAUUAAAUGUACUGUGCUGUAGGUUUACAAAGUAUAGAAUUAUUCAAUCCAUAACAAUACAACGAGUGAAACAUUUUCCUCUAUAAUUAUUAGAUUAAUUAGCAUUUCAGAUGUAUAACAUUGUCCAAGGUGAAUUCAUUAACUCCUAGUACUGAUGAACAGCAAUGGAAGAUUUAAGACUUUUGUUCAAUCUGCUCAUUGAUUGCCUCUUGAACUAAAGCCUUACAUACAACCUAAUCACUUGGCAUUGGUCGGUGGACCAUCUUAAAUUAUGCUAUAAAAAACAUCUUGUUUCUGCAUGGAUGGAUUAUAAUUGCACAAUUUCAUAACCGGCCAAACGAAACGGUUUCAUAGGGUCAUGUUUCUGAUGAAAUUAUACACACACUAAAAAGCCAAAGUGAGUUUUUGUUGGUUAAAUGUGUAUCUUCAGACAAGAAAUGACAUUGACAAUUGCCUUUUUUGCCAUUUACACAGCUUUUUACAUUUUGAAAGUCAUUCAUGCUAUCCAUAAUCUUAUUAAAUUUGGAGGGAACAAUCUUAAUAUUUUGUAUAACCCUUGUAUUUCGAGCAUAAAGUAAACCUGAACAUACUAUCUGCUAUAUCUAUCUAUAAGUAACAACUAUACAAUUCGAACAUUGGAUAUGCCUGUACUUUAAUGAAAAGAAAAUGACGCAUCUUAACUUUGCAUCAAAAAAGAAUAGAUUAUAUCAAAAAAAUGUAAGUACUGUACCUCUUACCAUUUCUUGUCACACAUUCUUUUCUAAUUUUUAGCUGUAAUAUAUGGAUUCACCUAAUUAUAAAUUACUUUAACGCAAAAUUUGGCCAAGGUAUUAAUAAUGUUGUUCUUAACUGUAUGUACAGUACAUAUGUAUAUUGGGUGCCGUUUGUAAAGCGGCUCACACUGAAAAUAACAACAACAUUUUGUCACAUUUAGCUUCAGUGUUUAAAACAAAAAAUUGUCAAUUUCCGAGUCACUUUUUUUGCACAUGUAGAGCAAAAUCUGUCAACUUUAUAGUUAAAUCCAAAUAUUAAAUGUUAAAUCUAAAUCUCAAAUCUAAAUGCUAAAUAUAUAUUUAAAUGUGAAAUAUAUAUCUAAAUAUGAAUGUUUUAUAUAUAUAUCUAUCUAUAUAUAUAUAUAUAUAUAUAUAUAUAUAACUUCAAUGUCAAUUUAAAUAUAAAUUUAAAACUAAAUGUUAAAUCUAUAUAUAAAUGCUGAAUCCAUAUCUAAGGCGCCAGCACGCCCGCGACCCUAGUGAGGAGAAGCGGCUCAGAAAAUCGAUGGAUGGCUGGAAAGGUUGAAUCUAAAUGUUUCAGGUUGAACUAAAUAUUUAGCUAAUAUGCAAAUCCACACAUCCAAGAAAUGGAAGUACCAAAAUAAAAGCUGUUUGUUUAUAGUGCCAAAAAACAUGGAGGGGGCGGGGUUAGGGGGCGGCGGCGCUUCGUGCUGAAAUGCCUGGGUGAAAAAAAGAACCACCGCGGCAGCAACAGUUCUUUUUUUCUCCCCUCACUCCCCUUGCCACUCCAGAGUUGAUAUCCGCUCUCUUGCAGCCGGCGAACAAGCACUCUGAGGCGGCAGGCGAGUGACACUAAAUACUCAAAAUACUCGUCAAAUUAAGCUUCCAUAACUAGUUUGUUAUUUCAGGGAGUGAUAAUAUAUUUCCAAGGCUCAAUUCCCCCGUAUAAGAGGUUUUUUAUUUUUUAUUUUUUUAUGUUAUUUGAUGCUACAAACACAUAACUUUUAUUUUGGUAUGUCUGUUUCUUGGCAGUGUGGAUUUGCAUAUUGACUAAAUAUUUAGGUCAAAUUUAAAUCUAAAUUUAAAUUUCUAAAUCUAAAUUUAUAUUUAGAUAUAGAUUUAACAAAAAAUAUAUAUUUAACAUUUAGAUUUGAGAUUUAGGUGUAACAUUUAAUAUCUGGAUUUCACAAUUAAGUUGACAAAUAUUGUUCUAAAUGUGCAGAAAAGUGACUCUCGAAAAUUGUAGUUUUUUUAAACACGUUUUGAAGCUAAAUAUGACAAAAUGUUGCUGUUAUUUUUGGCAUGACAGCGUUACAAAUGGCACCCCAUAGAUGUAACCAUGACUACAUACAGAUAAUGGAGGAUGUGAAGUUUCGCAUCACAUUGCAACAUUAAAGGAUCCAUUUUAAGGAAAGGAACAGGGGUACUUGCAAAGUCAUGUAAAAGAAACCCUGGUAAUCUUUUUGGAUGUCAAAUGACACAAAAGGAACGGUGCACAUAAAAUCUCAAUGUCCAUCCAUUUUCAACACCGCUUAUCCUGGUUAGGGUCACGGGGCGCUGGAGCGAAAGGCGGACUACACCCUGAACUGGUCGCGAGUCAGUCGCAGAGCACAUAUAGACGCAGACAACCAUUCGCACUCACAUUCACACCGUCACUGAGUGGGAACUGAACCCACGCUGCCUGCACCAAAGUUAGGCGAGUGUACCACUACACCAUCAGUGACAAUCUCAAUGUCAAAAGACAAAAUAUGAAUAUACUGUAUUGGGCUUCACUUCAAUAGAGCAAUCUAGAGAUCGACCUUUGAGCACUCUCAUCAUUGUAUUUUCACGAGAAUAAACAAAUGCUUUUGUUGCUAUAUGUCUAAGGUCGAAAUACCUGUAGGUUUAGAAACCCUAUGUCAUUAAAAUGCCAAUGAGUAGGGGGGAUAGUAGGUAGAUGAAAUAGCUAUUGCCAUUAUGUGAAUCUGUUUGAGAUUUUGAAAUUACAGACAGUAUAAUAUUAAAUACAAGUUGUCUAUGUAUUGCAUCUGAAAUAAUAGCAAAGCAAUAAUGCAUUGGGAAAUAUGUUGCAUUGUUGGUUACACCAUGUGAGAGAAAUAAUUGUUUUGAUCCUCUGUUCAUUAAACUUUAGUUUCACACAA